AUGUCUGGAGCAAUUUUUGCACCCCUGGAGGGCCCAGGUGCCCUGGAUGCUGGGAGUGGCCAUCCACUCGUGUGUCUGCUGUGCCACGCAUAGUACAAGCAGCCAUGCCUGCUGGACUGUUUCCACGACUUCUGUGCUGGCUGCCUGCGUGGCCGGGCCACUGAUGGCCGCCUGUCCUGUCCACUGUGCCAGCACCAGACGCUGGUGAGGGGUCCCAGUGGCCUCCCACUAGUGGACCGCCUGCUGCAGUUCCUCGUGGAUAGCUCUGGGGAUGGCGUGGAAGCUGUGCGUUGUGCCAACUGCAACCUGCAAUGCAGCAAGCACGACACAGAGACCACGUACUUCUGCAACACCUGCGGGCAGCCCCUGUGUGGGCGCUGCCGUGAAGAGACCGCGCGCCAUGACAUUGUAUCCCUGGGCCAGCGCAGACGGGAUGUGAUCCAGAAGACAUGACUCCUGGCUCUCACCACUGCCCACCCCAACCCCCGCCUCACCCCCUACAUCAUGUUUUCCACCGACAAGAAGUCGCUGCUGUGCAUCCCCUGCUUUCGGGAUAAGCAGGGGGAGAGCUGAGCCCACUGUGUGGACCUAGAGUCAGCUUAUGUGCAAGGUUGCCAGCGGCUGGAGCAGGCGGUGCUGGCAGUGAAGGCCUUGCAGACAGCCACGAAAGAGGCCAUUGCAUUGCUACAGGCCAUGAUGGAGGAGGUGAGGCACAGUGCAGCUGAGGAGGCAGCAAUCCAUGCCCUCUUUGGGAGCAUUCAGCACACACACACACACACACACACACACACACACACGGGAAGAGACAAGGUUGCAGAUUGGCAGAUCCUCCAGGUGGGGCGGGCACCUGCUCCCUUGGAGCCCACCAGCCUAGCCUGCCCCUCCCGCAGCCAAUAUGAAGAGAAGAACAAAGCCUUCAAGGAGCAGCUUGCCCACCUGGCCUGCUUGCUGCCCACUCUACAGGUAAGGUUGAGGGUGUGUUCACUUGGUCAUCUGCUCUUCCUCAGCUUGGCCAGCAAAGCGGAGUUUCUGGAUCUGGGUUAUGAGCUAAUGGAGAGAUUGCAAGGCGUUGUCACGCGGCCGCAUCGCCUAAGACCUGCGCAGAGCAGCAAGAUCGCCAGCGACCACCGAACAGAAUUCGCGCGCUCCCUGGAGCCGAUGCUGUUGCUGGGGCCCCGUCGCGCUGUGUCCACCGUGGGCGGCGCCAACAAGUGAGCCCUAACCAGGGGCUCAAGCCCCAAGGUGCUGAAGACACUCGGCUGCCCCUCCCCAGUGGGAACGAUGUCGGGGUCACCCGGCCUGAAACCCUCGCCACAUCGUUCCAUUAGCACGAAGGUGCUCCUAGCGGAGGGCGAGGACACACCCUUCCCAGAGCACUGCCGCCGUUACGAGGAUUCUUCUCGGCGUCUGCAGGUGGAAGUGUAGCACCUGAAGGGCCAGGUGCAGGGGCUGCACCGGGACCUCACCAAGCACCACUCACUCAUCAAGGCCGAGAUCAUGGGGGAUAUCCUGCACAGGUCCCUGCUGUUGGACACGCAGAUCGCUUCUGAGUAUGCCUCCGUAGAAGGCAUGAGAGCAGUCUUCCAGGAGAUUUGGGAGGACUCCUACCAACGCGUAGCUACCCAGCAGGAGAUUUAUGAAGCCCAGCUCCACGACCUUCUUCAGCUGAAAAAGGGGAAUGCCUGCCUGAGCACCAUCACCAAGCAGAUCACGCCCUACAUUGCCACAGUGAAGGAGCGACUGGAGCCCAGGUUCCAGGCACCUGUGGAUGAGCACACAGAGCACCUGCAGAGCAUGUGUGAUGACGGCAGGAACAGGGAGACCCCAGCCAGGACCAAUCCAGGGAGCAUCACUGAGAACAGAGAGAAGAUGUCUGAGACCAGUGGAAGCAGCUGGGCCCUGAGCGGCCUCCCAGAGGGCCCUUCAUUAAAGAACCCAGAACACCUCAGACCCAAGUAGAAAGCGGGAGAUGGUGGCUCAGGGGCCACAGGGGCUUGCUACCAAGCCUAA
This is a messenger RNA of Acomys russatus (golden spiny mouse), 2010 nucleotides long. RefSeq names its product ring finger protein 207 (gene Rnf207). Gene Ontology annotation, molecular function: zinc ion binding; transmembrane transporter binding; Hsp70 protein binding. Gene Ontology annotation, biological process: regulation of cardiac muscle contraction; regulation of heart looping. NCBI's taxonomy places the organism in Eukaryota, Metazoa, Chordata, Mammalia, Rodentia, Muridae. Gene Ontology annotation, cellular component: perinuclear region of cytoplasm. The record is from RefSeq and is a predicted model, not a curated record.